AUGUCUCAUUCCCUACCGACGCCCUUUACCCCAGAUAGCGAAUUUGCUUCGCUUGAGACGCCUCGCGGUGGCAGCGGGAGUCUGUCUAUCACAGCUCUCGCCCGCUUCGAGUUCGAGGCGGGCAAGGGGAACGAUGGGACGAAGAUCCUGAUGAUCGAAUGGGAGGAUGAUGACCGGAGUAGGUCAUCAUUCCCGCGCGGUGGUUCCUGGAAUGUGGAAUGGGAGGGCAAGAAGGCUGUACUCCCCGCCGAUGAAAAGACCAGCAACAACACACGCCGCCUGUACUUUUUACUCCCUCCGCAUGUUACGAUCCCUCCUGGAGUUACUCUCACCUACAACCCCCCCGCGUCGUCGACCACAUCCUCCGAUAAGCCGAACCCGAUACAAUUGAACCCGCUUCCUGCUAUCUUUCCGCCGGAACUUGGGGCAGAUGGCCGGUCCGCUGGCAAGAAGGGCGUUUUGCACACGAUAUGGGCGAAGAAGCGAUUGCAGGUAUUGGAGAAGGAGAUCCACGAGGAAUCAUUGAGCAACGUCGAGGGAAUUGCCCUUCAUAUGGCACUGCAAGAGAAGGAAUGGAUCGAGGACAAUUUUGGCCUGGGGCCUGAUGCGCACAAGCAUUCUAUCCAGAAUCAGGAUCCAAACUAUCCCAUGGGACCUGCAACGCCUGUGUCCCCGACUACUGGGGGAAAGCUCGGGGAGAAACUGAGGGGCCUCAGGCUGCAGACAAGCCAACGGGGGCUGGCUUCGUCAGAAGGAGCCCAUUUGCUCUCUCCGCAAUCCCCGGAUGUGGCUGUCUCCUCAUUCAAUUCAUUCCAUAGCAUUCAGCCGCCCGCCUCGAGGCCCGGGCCAACCUCACAACCCAGCGAGCCAGUGAAGGCGGUUGCGCACUAUCCACCGGAGUCGAUACAGGCCCAGCAGAAUGUCAGCUUCAACACCGGCUUCGCGUCAAUGGGCAGCGCUGCACGCACUUCCAGCGCAGAUUCUGGCGAAGAUCUGUUCGCCAAAGCACUGAGCCCACGAUCGCCGGAUCUCCCCAGGAGUCCAUUCUCCUUUACUAGCCCGGAAACCCUGCACAUGUGA
This is a messenger RNA of Aspergillus calidoustus, 1080 nucleotides long. Lineage: Eukaryota; Fungi; Ascomycota; Eurotiomycetes; Eurotiales; Aspergillaceae. The record is from the annotation of a GenBank genome assembly.